GGCGCCCCGGAAGGGGUGCGCGUCUUGGGGGUGGGGGCUGCGGGCCUUGGCCCGGCGCUUGCCGGUGGAGGAGAGCAGUGCCCAACGGGCAGUUCGUGUGCUUUCACUUGCAUGUUUCUUAGUAUAACCCAGCUGCCAGUUGAGUUUCUUUUAAGUUGUUUUAAAUUAAGUUAUUGUGUCCCCUUCAUAUGCCCAGACUUCUUAAAGGACUUUAUUUUCUCUGAAAGUGCUUGUUUAUAUACAAGCUACCCUGAUCUCUACUUUGCUUUCUGUGUAUUUUUGCCUGUUCUGUGAGAAAAUGAUGGAUUGUUUUUUUUCCUUACAAGUUCCUUUGCACCUAACAAUGGAUCAUGAGGGGAGAAACUAUGUGCCUGCAGAAGUUUCUGAUAGGUUGGAAUCAGUUUCUUUCCUGAAUGUAGCUGGUAAACCCUCGCCUGUGGAGUCAACAGUAUUACCUAGCACAGAGGAACAGGAGGUGCAUCAGCCUUUGAAAGUCUUCUUGAGAGUGAGGCCCUUUGCUAUAUCAGAGCUUGAAAACCAUGAAUCUCAGGGUUGUGUAACUAUUGAAGAUCCCCAGACAGUAAUUCUUAAUGCACCCAAAGAGUCUUCUGCAAUGAAAAACAGUGAAAGAGGGAUUGGUCAUUCUGUGCACAGGUUCACCUUUUCUCAGGUCUUUGGACCAGAAACUACUCAGAGCGAAUUUUUUGAAGGCUCAAUGAAAGACAUGGUAAGAGCGUACGUUAACGGAGUGAAUGGGCUGGUGUUCACUUAUGGGGUUACAAACGCAGGCAAGACAUUCACUAUCCAAGGGACUUCGAAAGAUUUUGGUAUUUUACCUCGCUCACUCGAUGUGAUUUUUAAUCACAUAAGGGGAAGACAUUAUCUGAAGAUGAACUUCAAACCAUAUUUGAGUAACGAUGUUAAGAAACUAGAAGAUACACAAGCUAAGCACGAAGAAGCCAUAAAAACUGCUAUUCUUGCAUCACUGAAAGAGGAGACAGAAAGCAUCUCAAAUACUGUUACAAAUACAUGUGAUGUGGAGUCGGCUUCUUCCAACUGUACUUCAAAAGGCGCUUCUUCUGAUUCGCUAGAGAACAACUUUGUUCCACUUGACAUAUAUAGGACUAAUAUACACCAAAAAACACAAGCAUCUGUGUGGAUUUCCUUUUGUGAAAUUUAUAAUGAAUAUGUGUAUGACCUAUUAAAUAUAUUACCUACAUCAAAAACUCAGAAGCGCAGAGUCUUAAGAAUUUGUGACGAUCAAGGAGGAAAUUCUUACAUUAAAGACUUAAAGUGGAUUAACAUUCAGAGCACUGAAGAAGCCUGCAAAAUACUAAAAAUAGGGAACAAGAACCGAAGCUUUGCUUGUACUAGAAUCAAUGAGCAAUCAAGUAGGAGUCACAGUAUAUUUUCAAUCAGGCUACUAAAGCUAACUGAUGAGCAUCAGCCACGUGUUCUUGGAGUUUCAGAGUUGUCUUUCUGUGACUUGGCUGGAUCAGAGAGGUGUAAUAAAACACAAGCCUUUGGAGACAGACUAAAAGAAGCAGGAAACAUUAAUAAUUCUCUUCAUAUCCUUGGAAAAUGCAUUGCAGCAUUGAAGCAAAAUCAAAAUCCAAAGAUGAAGCCAAGCUAUAUUCCAUUCAGAGAGAGCAAAUUGACUCGUCUGUUUCAGCCAUUCUUUUGUGGGAAAGGCAAAGCUUGUAUGAUUGUAAACAUUAAUCAGCAUGCUUCCACAUAUGAUGAAACACUGCAUGUAAUGAAGUUUUCAGCUAUAGCCAAACAGGUAAUCCAGACAAUCCUACCCAAAAGCUGUGGUUACUUUUCACCCAAGUUAGUUGGAGGUGAUGGCAAACCUAUCGUAUGCUUUGAUGCUAACACAUAUGUAGACGACUUUCCUGACAGUACUGAAACCUCCGCAGAAGAGGAAGUGGACAUCACCAUUCUGAGUCAUGAGGAUCUCUUGAAAACUACAGAGAACCUAAAGGAGAAGCUAGUUGCAGAAAGGCAAAGUAAGCUCCUUCUGGAGGUGAAGAUACGUAAAGAGAUGGCAGAAGCAAUGUUCCGACAGCUGUUGGAAACAGAGGAAGCCUGGAGCAACCGCUUGGAAGAUAUGAAAGACAGUUAUGAAGAAAAACUGGAGAGCAAAUUUGAAAUGUAUAAAGAGGCCAUCAAGAAACAUGCAUAUGUGUGUGCCAUGGAACAAAUUGAAGACCAUUACGUUCCCAUAGAAGAAUUUCUAGCUGAACAAGAGAAAGUUGAGGAUAGAGAGAAGAAAAUACUGCAGUUGGAAAGGCAGCUUGAUGAACAGUCAGGGAGGCUGUUGGCUCUGGGAAGUCCAAAUUCAGAUACGCUGUCUAAUGAAAAUAACAUGGAACUAGAUCUUAUGAACAAGACUAUGAAGAGAGCCAAUGAAGGACUGCAGAAACAAUGCAAAGAGAAAGAAGAGCUUAUAAAGUCUCUGAAGUUUAAAAUACAGAAGUUAAAUGAAACCCUGCUAGAAGCUAAUGAAGGCUACAGAAGAAUGGCAGAAGAGAACAGUCAGCUGAAACACACAAUCAUGCUCAAGGAUCAAGAAAUGAAUAGUCUUCAGAACUGGGCCAAACGUGUUCUUGAGCUUGAAGAAACAGUGUCUUCCCUGCAAAAAGAACUGGAUGAACGGAAAAAACAUUUCUCUGUAGAGGAGCCAAAACAACAAAAACCCAAGAGAGGUUUGCUGGCUAACCUGAAACCCACAGUAGCAGCCACUCCCUGUAUACCUCUUGGUAGAGGCUGGGGGAAGUCUGAAGAUGCUUCACCCUCUUCAAGAAAACAAGUAUUGUGGCUCAUAAGGCAGAAGAAUAAUACUUGAUUAAGCAGUGUGCAAUUACUGGACUGCUUUAUUAGUCUUAAACCCUUUGUAGCUUUUUCUCACUCUCAGAUACCAUCUUUGCUGUCGUGUUAACUGACAAAAAUGUUCAAUACAAACUGUUUUAAAUGAAUCAGGGCUGAAUUUAGAGUAUAGACCUAAACUUGUGCUUUUAUUGUUGAUGUAGGGAUGUGAUUUGAGAACUAGAGGGGUUUUUUAUAUAUAUAUAAAACUUUAAUUCCUGAGUAACUGCUAUCAUGGUCUUCUCUACUGAUAAAUGUGUGGUUCAUGCAAAGUAGAAUGCUGCUUUUCUUACCUUUUUAAAUGAAGUAUUUCAUUAUUCAUUGUUCAUUCCUAGAAAUCAGAGGGCUUGUAAGCUUAAUUUCAAGUAGUCAAAGUAGCUUGGUUCUUCAGUUAAUAUUCUGGCUUUGACCUGGAAACUGCCAUCUUGGGACCAAACUGAGCAAACUGCUAAACAUAAGGCCUCAUAAAAGAGGCAAUAAUAUGAGGUCUUAUCUAUCUCCUUGCUAUUUUUCAGCUAACUUGGCUUUGUAAAGGAACUUGCUUAAUAUAAUUUGAAUUUCCACUAAGAAUAUGCAUUAAACAUUGAAAAAUCUAUUUAUAAUAAAAUUUUCCAUUGCUAAAUUACGCUCUGACUGUUCCUCUUAUAAAGGUGAGAAAAUCAGUGAAAUCAAGAUAAGGAAAGAUCAUAUAACAUUCUCGAGUUGAAAGAAUCAUUGUCCUGAUUAGAUUAAGGUAAGUAAUAUAUCAACUCAAGGAAGGAGGACUGGAGCAUGACAAGCUUUGAAAUAGCUUUCUCUAAAGCCAUUUCAGUCAGUGAGGGUGAGAGGUUUUUUCCUGACUACUGUGAAAGUACCAUGCCUGUAAGUGCUGGAGAAUUGCUUUAGAACAAGGCAGAAUCCGUAAGUAAAUUGGAUUGAUCAGUCCCUGUAAGGCUGUUUCUCACAGUGGAAGGAGACCCAGUUCAGAGCAAGAACCUCACCCUCCCUGGGGAGACACUAGAUGGUGCAGCCUUCCUGUGUGACACUGAGACCAGCUCUUCCCUAGUGAGGAUGUU
Molecule: messenger RNA, 3923 nt
Organism: Phalacrocorax carbo (great cormorant)
Lineage: Eukaryota; Metazoa; Chordata; Aves; Suliformes; Phalacrocoracidae
Source: RefSeq, a predicted model, not a curated record